CCAAUCACUUUAACAACCAAAACCUCAACACGCCGUCCUUAGUUUGGAAUUUAACUUUUACAAAAAUCCUUUAUUUUUGAUUGUUUCUGGGUUUUUGGGUUUUCAAUCUUCAAUCUUCCAAUUUUGGGUUUUUGGGUUUCUGGGUCAUGAGCCUGUAAUUUUCGAUGGCGAAACCAAAAGCUCCGAGACAAACCCUCAACUCCUACACUGUCAAACCCAUCAACAAGACCGUCAGAGCCGGCGACUGCGUUCUGAUGCGGCCGUCGGAGCCGGGGAAGCCGUCCUACGUGGCGAAGAUCGAGCGGAUCGAGGCGGACAGCCGCGGAGCCAACGUCAAGGUCCACGUGCGGUGGUACUACCGGCCGGAGGAGUCGAUCGGCGGCCGGAGACAGUUCCAUGGAUCCAAGGAGGUUUUUCUCUCCGACCACCACGACGUGCAGAGCGCCGACACCAUAGAGGGCAAGUGUACGGUGCACACGUUCAGGGGGUAUAGCAAGCUCGACGCGGUUGGAAACGACGACUUCUUUUGUCGUUUCGAGUAUAAUUCCACUACUGGUUCCUUCAAUCCUGACCGAGUCGCCGUGUACUGCAAGUGUGAGAUGCCUUACAACCCUGAUGACCUCAUGGUUCAGUGUGAAGGUUGCAGUGAUUGGUUUCAUCCUGCUUGUAUAGACAUGAGUGCAGAGGAAGCUGAAAGACUUGACCACUUUUUUUGUGAAGGUUGUUCUCCCGAGGGACAAAAGAAGUUGGAGAAUUCGCAUACUGUCUCCAGACAGUUGGAUACAAAGGUGGAGACAAAACGUCGCCGGAGGUGAUAUUGUAAAUAAAAGUUGACGAGUUAGAGUUACAAUGGAGGAAUCAGAGGUUCUCUCAGGCUUGUGCAACACAGAGGCAUAACCGCUUCACAAAUGGUGCAUUUGUGAGUCAGUGAGAAGACAGAAAACCAAUAUGAAAAAGAGAAAAAAAAAACUUUAUGCUGUCUAUUUGGUUUGAGAUAA
Rosa chinensis is the source of this 998-nucleotide messenger RNA. RefSeq names its product chromatin remodeling protein SHL. The record is from RefSeq and is a predicted model, not a curated record. The transcript has 5 exons. NCBI's taxonomy places the organism in Eukaryota, Viridiplantae, Streptophyta, Magnoliopsida, Rosales, Rosaceae. Gene Ontology annotation, molecular function: chromatin binding. Bases 165 to 815 code for a protein of 216 amino acids.